Molecule: messenger RNA, 4198 nt
Organism: Xiphophorus couchianus (Monterrey platyfish)
Lineage: Eukaryota; Metazoa; Chordata; Actinopteri; Cyprinodontiformes; Poeciliidae
Gene: arhgap18
Product: Rho GTPase activating protein 18
Exons: 19
Coding region: 251-2380 (709 amino acids)
Biological process (GO): signal transduction; regulation of small GTPase mediated signal transduction; regulation of actin filament polymerization
Cellular component (GO): cytoplasm
Molecular function (GO): GTPase activator activity
Source: RefSeq, a predicted model, not a curated record
AGCGUGUAAUCCAGCCCCAGUCCUGCUCCUCCGCUCCGGGAGAGGACACACCAGAGGAAACGAGACAAGGGGUCCGGACGGAGAGGAGUUUUGAGUCCGCAUGAGUCGGUAACAGAGAAGUCCAGCAAUGGAAAGCCUCCGUAGAUAGGACCUUAAACACACUCAGAAGCGGAGGCGGAGCUCAUCUAUAGAGUAUAGUUCGGAUGUCAGCCGUGUACGAGACAGACGGAAGAAGAAAAAGGGGAGAAACAUGAGUCGGCACCAGUCUCAGGGAGUGGUUUUAACGGGUUACCACAGCAACGCCGAGCUGCUACCGCAAACGGAACUAUGUGGUGGUUCCACUUCCAGCUGUCCGCCUGUACCGAACCGGGAGCCCGACUUGCUCAGGGGGAAACUUAAACAGUCAUUAAGUCGCAAAACAGGCCACUACAGUCUUGAACAUAACCAAAGCACACAACAACAAGAAGAUAAAUAUGGACCUUCGUUGGCCACCAGUGGUACAGGAGCGAGCAACACUGAAUCAGGUUCACGUUCUGCCGCUCAUCCCGGGUCUCAGCCUUCCUCCAGCCCUAAGCUGGGCUCCAGUCCGAGGCACAGUCCCAACUCCAAACCCAGAAAACAGCCCACAUGCCAGCGCAGCUUCUCUCAGGACUCCCUGGAUGAGCUGGAGAUGGACGACUACUGGACGGAGAUUGAGAACAUCAAGAGUUCAGGGGAAGGACAUGAGAGGGGGGGAGGAGAAGGAGAAACUCAAGAGGAGGAGCAGCAGAAAGCUCCUGAAGAAGGAGAGCAUGAGGAGGCGUGGCUUACAGAGGCGGGGCUAGUACGACUGGUUGACGAUUCCUUGGCAGCCGAGGAUCAUGAAGAAGACAGCGCUGUGUUCCUGUCCACCCUCACCAGAACGCAGGCCGCCGCUGUGCAGCUUCGCGUGUCGUCUUAUCAGCAGACACUGCUCCGGCGACGCAACCGCCAACACUUCCCUGAUGUUCGGGAUAUAUUCAGACCUCCUGAAAAGAAUGAAGAGCCUCCAAAACUGAAAGAGGAAAGUGACAAAGAUGCAACUACUGUUGAAACGGAGACGGAACUGAAUGUAGAAGUGGCGUUUUCGGAGCAGGCGCUGUCUUACCGGGACAAUAAUCAGAGGUUGAAGGUCAACAGCAGCCUUAACUCCUCUGAUGACAAACUUCCAAACUUUAAGCUCCUUCGGGAUAAAACGGGUCAGACCAGAGUGGGAGAUCUUUCUCCUUUGGAUAUGAAAAAGGUGCACAGACUUGUUCUGGUAGAGAUGACUGCGCUGUUUGACACAGCUGGGAUAGAUGUCAAGGCCAAUAAACCUGGCAGAGUGAAAAGCAAAGAAAGUGGCCUUUUUGGUGUUCCUCUGAUAACUCUUUUGGAUCAAGACCACCGACGGGUUUCUGGGACCAAAGUGCCACUUAUUCUGCAGAAGCUCAUCAGUCAUGUAGAGGAGGAGGGAUUAGACACUGAAGGUUUGCUACGUAUCCCUGGAUCAGCCACUAGAGUCAAGUCACUGUGCCAGGAGCUCGAGUCGUCUUUCUACGACGGGACGUUUCAGUGGAAGCAGGUGAAGCAGCACGAUGCUGCGAGCCUGUUGAAGCUGUUCAUCAGGGAGCUGCCCCAUCCACUGCUCACUGUGGAGUACCUCAAUGCUUUUAUUGCAGUCAACAAGCUUCCCACAAAGAAGCAACAGCUUCAGGCUUUGAACCUGCUGGUGCUUUUGUUGCCUGAGGCCAAUCGGGAUACUUUGAAGGCACUGGUGGAAUUUUUCCAGCGUGUCAUCAAUCAUCAGGUCAAAAACAAGAUGACUCUAAACAAUGUCUCUGUUGUCAUGGCACCCAACAUCUUCAUGUUCAAAGGCUUUCGAUCCAAGGUGACAGAGCAGCAGGAGUUCUCCAUGGCAACCAGCACAGCCAACAUCGUCCGGCUGCUCAUAAGAUACCAAAAUCUCCUUUGGACGAUCCCAAAGUUCAUUUUGACUCAGGUCAGGCAACAAAAUAUGGAAAACCAGCGAAAACUAUACAAGGACAGAGCUGUACGGAAGCUGCUGAAGAAGAUAACCACCGACAGACCAAUUGAUAAAGCUAUCCCAGAGGAGAAUACUCAGGGAAUUAUUCGAGUUCAAGCACCACAGUUCAGUAAAAUAUCCAUGGCGAUUCAGCUUACAGAAGAUUUGCAAGCUGCUGAUGUACUAACUCGCUUCCUAAGCCAAGACAGCUCAGUGUCAGUGAAAAAGGAAGAUUUGUGUCUCUAUGAGAUUGGUGGAAACAUCAAGGAGAGAUGCUUAGCUGGAGAAACAUACAUGAAAGAUCUUUCCCAGCUGAAUCCUGCAGCAGAGUGGGUCAUCAAAGAAGUACAGCGAUGAAUUCUGGCCUGCAAUGUUGUCCUGCGGGGUCCUGGCCUACUUUAAAUUUCCUGCUGAGACAAAGCUGCAGCUGGUUCUCUGGAGUUUCUUGGGAAUCCGGAUGCAAUGGGGGAAUUCUUCAUCUGUAGCGAAGCACUAUUUGGUUUUGGAACCCAUAAGAGAACGCAGGCGGUUCAGUUGCAGUUUAUUGUGUGGGGAAAAACUUUACAGAAAAACCAUUUUUUAUGUAGUUCUUUGCAAUGUAAUGAUUCCCAGGGAGAUUUUAUAAAGAAUCGUCUACAUUUUUACCGAAGCUGCCCUUCCGAAGCUACAAUGUAUUUUACUGCAACUUGAAGUGAUAAACCAGCAAAAAGUUGUGCAUGAUUGUAAAGUAGAAAGAAAAUCAAACAUUUCAUCUUGAUUAAAAAUAUCUAAAACAUAGAAAAAAACUAUUGUACAGCUAUAUUUAUUUCAGUUUACACUUGUGCCAUACUUUUUCUGUUUCGGGAAGGGAGUUGAAACCACUGGGAAAUAUUGAAAAUUCUGGAUAAUAUUUUAUAACCGUUCUUCCCCACAUCGUUGUACCUGACCUGUCUGUCGUGUCCCUUUGUCUGCAUAAUGCUGUUUGCUCCUUAAUGUUUUCUGACAAACCACUGAAGGUUUCGCAGAACAGAUGGUUACUCUGGAUUUAUUUAACGGUAUCAGAGUAAAGGGAACUAAAUAUAACUGCACGUUAUCAUUUGCAAAACAUGGAUCUGUUUUCUUUCACUUCACAAUUACAUUUCACUUUGUGUUGGUCUAUCACAUGAGAUUAUUGUAAAGUACAUUCAGGUUUGUGGUUGUAAUGUUAUUAAAGCAUAAAUAACUUUAAGGGGUGUGUAUACGUUAGCAAGGGCACUAAACAGAAACCACUUUUGAAAGACUUUUUCCACUGGUGGAGAAAUUCUUCCUAUUUUCAUACUGUGAUUUAUUGGUUGGCUUUAACGUUUUUGCUUUAAUUAGAUGUAAGACAUGGUGCCGUGCAAUAAUAUGAUCAUUAGCAGAUUCCACAUCCGUCAGAUGAAUUAUUUUAAGCUUAUGGUUAUAGAGAAUUUUGUACUUAUUUUUCUUUACCCAUUUUGUUAAAGUUCAUGACCACUUUAUUGAAUCUUGUAUGACAGCAGUUGUCCAGGAAGGUUUCUAAAGGGAAUUACGCAUUUUAGGUGAAAAAGCUCCAGUUUUUUGUUGUUUUUCUUUUCUUUUAGGUAUUCUUAAAAUGAUCAAAAGGAUUCAGUAUCAUGUCUUAGAUUUUCAAAGGCAUGCAGUGAAGACAUAUGAGUAAAGUUAUGUACGAAGAAACCUUUAUAAUCUGUGAGUGUCUCAACGUGUGAAUAUGAUUCAAUCAACAAAACUGCACAGAUAUUACGAAAGAAGCUUUUUUUUUUAAGUGAGCUUAUGCAGUGAUACAUUUGCACAUAAUUAAUUUUGAGCCUUUGUGCCUUACCACUAAUGUCAGGUUCUGUGUACUUGCAAACCUUUUUGUUUGGGAAAAGAAAAUGUACCGUUUAUCUUUUUUUUUUUUUGCACAUAUUGUGCUUUUAGUAGCAGCUUUAUCUAAUAGUUUCUCACAUUGUCACAUAAUAUCUGCAUUGCUAUGUCUAACUUCCCAAAUGGUUCACUUCUACAAAAUCAUGGAGAGUUAACAAAAAUGUGAUGAACCUUUUUGAUUUGUUUGUAAAGUUUACACUGUCACUUUCUGUAAUGUAUGAUGUUUUGGUGAUUUGUUUUCUAAAAAUGUAUUAGCUGCCUUUUACCACCAUGACUGCCUGUAAAUAAACGUGAAGUAAUUCAUUAUCACAA